AUGUCUGCAGACGAAACAGAUGCGAAAUGUCAUCCUUUAGAAACAGAUCUGCAAUCUGAAGCAGCGACAGCAGGUUCUCAAAGUCCCUCUCUCCAGAGUAAACCUAUGGAGAUGGAUUUGGAUAUCGAUAAGGAUAAAAUGUCUUCCCAAAGAGGUGUAGACCAACAGGUUGCAAGUGAAGACGAUAUGUUUUUGUUUAACAGGUUGCGAGCACCUCAAAACAGGGUUAUGGAAUCCAUAGAAUCACAGCAACAACCACAGUAUACACCAUCCAGUGGUAGUACAUCGGAGCCCUCUGCUGACUUCACAAAUUUUUCUGCGGUAACAACUUUAUCGUCUGCUCCGCAUCAGCAACAACAGCAGCAGCAGCAAUUGGUCGUGCAAGCCCAAUACACACAAAAUCAAUCAAGCUUGAAUAACGAUGCCCUAGAAAAUACUAUGGGAGAGCAACCUUUUUACGUUAAUGCCAAACAGUACUAUCGAAUUUUGAAACGGCGAUAUGCUAGAGCUAAGCUAGAGGAAAAGCUACGAAUAUCAAGAGAACGAAAACCGUACUUACACGAGUCUCGACAUAAACAUGCAAUGCGAAGACCUCGUGGUGAAGGUGGAAGGUUCUUGACAGCCGCUGAGAUCAAAGCCAUGAAAUUGAAUAAAAGCGGGGCCAGUGAUAAUCCUGAAGAUAGCCACGAGCACAACAAAAUCACUACUAAAAUAAUACAAGAACAGCCACAUACCACUUCCACUGCAGCAGCAGCAGCAGCAGCAGCAGACAAAAAAACAUAA
Molecule: messenger RNA, 783 nt
Organism: Saccharomyces mikatae IFO 1815
Lineage: Eukaryota; Fungi; Ascomycota; Saccharomycetes; Saccharomycetales; Saccharomycetaceae
Gene: HAP2
Product: transcription activator HAP2
Exons: 1
Coding region: 1-783 (260 amino acids)
Biological process (GO): regulation of transcription by RNA polymerase II
Cellular component (GO): CCAAT-binding factor complex
Molecular function (GO): RNA polymerase II cis-regulatory region sequence-specific DNA binding; DNA-binding transcription factor activity, RNA polymerase II-specific
Source: RefSeq, a predicted model, not a curated record